CCGGCGAUCGUUCGAUUUUAGGCUUUAGUUCAUCUUAAAACAUCCGAAAAUCUUCAGAGGUGCAGAGAAACGCUGUGGAAUUUGUGUGGUUCUACAGGAGAGUCAUGACCCAGAGUCCGGCCCAUGUCUGCACCCAGCUGACCCUGAGUGUUCUCCUCACGCUGACCCUCGGCCUGUUACGCUGGCCUUUAGCAGAGGUCAGGGGUCAGUCGGAGUUUUCCCCGUUUCUGGAGGAUCUGCUGAGCCGUUAUGGAGAGAACGGUUCCAUCUCCGUACCGCAGCUCCGCUCGCUCCUCGUUCACCUCAACAUCGAGCCGAGUGAGGAGGAGACGGCCGAGACGAAAUCCAAGGGUAACGAGUCCACGUGCUUAGAAACAGGAACCCUGGCGGUUCACGGCCUACAUGAACAGUCCCGAUUGGACGCUCCGGGUCUGCAGCAGUUUUGUCCCCUGAUGCUGCAGCAGCUGGACUCUCGAUCGUGCCGAGCUCAGCAGAACCCGGAACCGGAACCCAGCGCCAAGCCGACAGCCGCCGAGGUUUGGGGUUACGGGUUCGUGAGUGUAACGGUGAUCUCGCUGUGCUCGCUGUUGGGCGCCAGCGUGGUUCCCUUCAUGAAGAAAACCUUUUACAAACGCCUGCUGCUCUACUUCAUAGCGCUGGCCAUCGGUACGCUCUAUUCCAACGCCCUGUUUCAGCUCAUCCCCGAGGCGUUCGGGUUCGACCCCACCGAGUCCAGCUACGUAUCCAAAUCCGCAGUGGUCUUCGGGGGGUUCUACCUCUUCUUCUUCACCGAGAAAGUGCUGAAGAUGAUCCUCAAACCCAAACAGGGGGGAGGACAUGGGCACGGGCAUGGGCAUUUCCCCGUGGAGCGCCACGCUAACGGCGAUCCGGAGGACGGGGUGACGGAGAAGCUGCAGAACGGAGAAGCUGGAGGAGCUUCUGUAGCUCGAGUGGACGAGGAGCUCAGAGAAGAAGAUAAAAUGCUGAGCUCAGGACAGACGCCGCAGGACUCUCAGGGUAGGUGUUACUGGUUGAAGGGCAGGUCGUACUCGGACAUCGGGACGUUAGCGUGGAUGAUCACACUCAGCGACGGACUCCACAACUUCAUCGACGGUUUGGCUAUCGGCGCCUCCUUCACCGUCUCAGUGUUCCAGGGCAUCAGCACCUCCGUCGCCAUCCUGUGUGAGGAGUUCCCUCAUGAACUGGGUGAUUUCGUGAUCCUCCUGAACGCUGGGAUGAGCAUCCAGCAGGCGCUUUUCUUCAACUUCCUCUCCGCCUGCUGCUGCUAUCUGGGGAUGGGAUUCGGGAUCCUGGCGGGAAACCAGUUCUCCCCUAACUGGAUCUUCGCUCUGGCGGGGGGGAUGUUCCUCUACAUCUCUCUGGCUGAUAUGUUUCCCGAGAUGAACGAGGUGAGUCGCGAGGAAGAGGAAGCGGGAGGAAGUGCGAGCCUCAUCUGCUUCGCCAUCCAGAACGCCGGGCUGCUCACGGGCUUCAGCAUCAUGCUCAUCCUGACCGUUUAUUCGAGCCAGAUUCAGCUGGAAUAGCACCGGAACCCGGGUCAGAACCGGGCGCAGGAACCGUCGCUGUAACCGCGGCGAGAGGUGAGGACAGAGGAGGCCUGAGGAACCUGGACGGAUCUGACCGAGACGUAUCCGAGUCUCAGGACACGCGGCGGCGAUUCUCUACGAUUUUUUCUUUCUUUUUUCAGUUUUGGAUUUUUUAUUUACGAUGAAGGAAAGUUUGGAUCUUCUGAACUUCAGUCUGAUCUGAUUCAGCUCCACCGUACCAACACCUCACAGUUUAUAAAUCUAAUCUAAUCGUGAAUUUGGUAUCAUGAAUCAAACUGAUUCCAGAACUCAGUUUCAUCAAUCAAAUCAAAUUGUGAACUCGGUUCCUUGAAUCAGAUUGAAUCAUGAACUCGGUGUCAUGAAUGAAAUUGAAUCGAGACUCAGUUUAUGAAUCAAAUCCUAUCAUAAAUUUGGUAUCGUGAAUCAAAUUGAAUCAUGACUUGGUUUAUGAAUCAAUUUCAUCAUUGUGAACUCUGUUUCAUGAAUCAAAUGUGAAUCGUGAAAUUGGUUUUGUGAAUCAGAUCAUGAAUCAGAUUGAAUCGUUGACUCAGUAUCAUGAACGGAAUGGAAUCAUUUACUUACUUUCGCAGAUUGAAUCGAAUGGUGACUUGAGUGAAUCAUUACACUACAGUUCAAAAGCCGGCGUGGAGUUUGGAACCCGGGCGUCUGUUUAGAGCUUGGUGUCUGAUGGCUGAUGGUUUUGCUCGGGGGUCCAGUGGUGGCUGCUGGUCACUAAGCUGCUGGUUUAAAGACCGUGAGGAGCGUCGCUCAGCGUCGGAACCUCCUCGUUAAACGUUCUCGUUCAGAAAUGAGAAGGGCAUUUGCUCUGCAGGGCCAAAAGUAUGUGGACACCUUAUAGUGAGCUUGUUGGACAGGCUUUCCACUAGAGUUUGGAGUGUGUAUGUGGGGAGUUUAUACCCAUUCUGUAAGGUCAGGAAGACGGGGCUCGGUGCAGGACACUGGAGUUCCUCUACACUGUUCCAUUCACGUUUGCUGCAUAGAUGAAAAGCAAAAAAAUUAUUUUAUAUAAUUGAUGUUAAGGACCUUAUAUGUUAAUUAAAAGGGUGUCCACAAAUGUUUGGGUCACAUAGAGAUUUUUUUUAUUAGAGAAAAUGCUGCAUUGAGUUCUUUUCACUUCAGUAUUUACUUUAAUUCCUGUUUAUUCGUUUGUCUGAGUGCAGUGGACUGUCGCUGACCCAUGCUGUGUGUUUAUGCUGUAUUUUGGGGACCUUUGGUUUAGUUAAUCUGUCUUCCGCUGCUGGUGGAUCCCUGAUUGUAGUCGAGGUGGGUAUAUUACUGACCCGCGUGCAGCCCUUAGCGGAACCCUUUUUUACCCAUGCACCCUGCACAGGCGCCUCUAUAUCUGCCAAUCAGGGUCCUUACACAGCGUUUGAACACCCCACCCACAUAGUCCGGUCAUCCCUCCCUAGCAGAGACGUGUCUGCUGCAGGCACUGCCAGUUAUGCCCGCUAGAUGGCGCCCAGCCGACCGGUGGCAACACCGUGUUUAGAACCGGGGAGUUCAGAAUCUCGGCGCUGGUGUGCUAGCGGAAUAUUCCGCUGCUCCACCUGGGCGCCUAAUAUUUUCUUUCUUCACAUCUAAAAGCACAGACACAGAGCCAGAAAAAACAAUACGACUUACGCUAUAUGGCGUAUAUGGCUAUACGGACCGCAAGCUUGUCUGACGUCCUGAAAACAAAAACAAUUGGUAUUAAAAUAAAGUGAUCUCUUUAUGAUCUCUUUAUGAUCUCUAUGAUCUUUUGAAGCUUCUCACAAUAUUUUGAAGUAUGUCUGUGGGAAUUCGUGCCUGUUGAACACAAAUUAGAAGGCGUGUACCAAUGCUUGUGUCCAUAAUAGUAAUAAAAUAUUUAUUAUGGGAUCAGAACAGAAAUUGAACUGGAAUCUUUGUGCUUUAUUUUUGAGUUGUUGAUGUUGAAAUGUUUUUUGUUGAAUUUGUAGAAUAGACGACGAUAAUUCUGACCAGAUUUUAUGAAUUUUUUACUCUGCUGGAAAUGAAAUGGUUGGAAGAAAAAAAGGUUCUGAGAAUUUUUCUACUUAUUUGAUGGAGUAAAAUGUCGUUAUAUGAUAAUAAACAAAGCUCAUGUGUAUUUAAAUAAAAUUUUGCCAAAAUAAA
Messenger RNA from Trichomycterus rosablanca, 3701 nucleotides. RefSeq names its product solute carrier family 39 member 14 (gene slc39a14). Gene Ontology annotation, molecular function: zinc ion transmembrane transporter activity; monoatomic cation:bicarbonate symporter activity. The record is from RefSeq and is a predicted model, not a curated record. Gene Ontology annotation, cellular component: plasma membrane. The transcript is spliced from 9 exons. NCBI's taxonomy places the organism in Eukaryota, Metazoa, Chordata, Actinopteri, Siluriformes, Trichomycteridae. The coding region runs from base 105 to 1544 and encodes 479 amino acids. Gene Ontology annotation, biological process: zinc ion import across plasma membrane; intracellular monoatomic cation homeostasis.